Molecule: messenger RNA, 1137 nt
Organism: Arachis ipaensis
Lineage: Eukaryota; Viridiplantae; Streptophyta; Magnoliopsida; Fabales; Fabaceae
Source: RefSeq, a predicted model, not a curated record
AUGGAAAAAAAUGCAUUUUCAGAGUUAGGAUUUAGUAAUUGGAAGAAAGUAAACAAUGGGGUAAAUUGUGCAUUUGUAUGUCACGAGGGUUCUAUUCCUAAUUCUCCCCAUAAUUUAUGUGUGAAAUCUUGUGAUGAUUUAAUGGCUCAAUCUAAGCAUAUAGACAAAGUUCUUGAUAGGCAUAGUGAUGAAACUAUUGCAAAUAAUCGUUUAAGGUUAAAGACAUCUAUUAAUACUAUUCGAUGGCUUGCAUUUCAAGCAUGUGCAUUUAGAGGCGAUGAUGAAAGUCUUGGAUCUUUGAAUAGGGGAAAUUUUAUUGAGUUAAUUAAGCUUUUAGCUUCCUGUAAUCAGAAUGUUAAUAAUGUUGUCCUUGAAAAUGCUCCUGGAAAUGCUCAAUAUAUAUCUCCCGGUGUUCAGAAAGAUAUAUUGCAUAUCUUUGCUAGAAAAGUGCGUGCAACAAUUCGAGAAGAAAUUGGUGAUUCUAAAUUUUGUAUAAUUAUUGAUGAAGCAAGAGAUGAGUCAAAGCGAGAACAAAUGUCUGUGGUUUUGAGAUUUGUAGACAAGCACGGUUGUGUUCAAGAAAGAUUUUUUGAUCUUAUACAUGUUUCUGAUACAUGUUCUUUGACAUUGAAAACAGAAAUUUCAUUAGUUCUUUCUCGUUAUAAUCUUGAUGUCCAAAAUCUUAGGGGACAAGGGUACGAUGGAGCUAAUUGUCCUUUUGCUUAUUACAUUCAUUGUCUUGCUCAUCAAUUACAAUUAGCACUUGUUUCUGCAGCCAAAGAAGUUUGUUAUGUUCAUCAAUUCAUUUCAAAACUUACAUUAAUUGUGAAUGUUGUGACUGUUUCUCCUAAAUAUGACCAAGAGAAAUUUCACAUUAGAAUGCAAGCUCAACAUUAUGAACUUGAUGUUCCUAAUCAUGUUGAGUUAACUAACUUGUGCACAAUUUCGGAGUUAUGUCAAGGAUUAACGAAGACAGGAAAGUCUUUAACAUAUCCUUUGAUUGAUCAUUUGAUUCGCUUGGUAUUAACUUUCCCUGUUUCAACUGCUACAACUGAGAGAUCUUUUUCAGCUAUGAAUAUUGUGAAGAAUAGACUCAGAAACAAAAUGGACGAUGAAUUGCUUGCUAAUUGUCUUUAG